CCGAUAAGGAGGAUUUGGCAGCCGGUAAAUAUCAACUUUACGAAGAAAAAAUGAAUGAACUAGCCCAAGGGUUUCAACAAUGUCACAAAAUGUUUCCAGGAGUUAUUGCCGGAGGCCAGAGAGAGCAAACCGAUAGAAUAUCAGAUAAUAACCAAGAAACUGAAAUUAAAGAAACCCCCAUCCUCUCCCGAAAACAAAAGAGAAAGUUAAAGAAGAAAUUGGAGAUUAGUCAGUAUUAUAGGACCAAAUCAGGACGAUCGACUGUGGAUGAUGAAAAAAUUAGAGAAUUAGUAAAGCAAUUGAAUAAUUUAACCAAUAUAAAAUUUUUGCGAGAUAAUAA
This is a messenger RNA of Racocetra persica, 340 nucleotides long. The record is from the annotation of a GenBank genome assembly. Lineage: Eukaryota; Fungi; Glomeromycota; Glomeromycetes; Diversisporales; Gigasporaceae.